GAAGUAGAGGUAGAAAGGACACAGAAGGUAAGGGUGGGAGAAAACAACACGAUAAUAAUCGCAACGUUGAAAUCGUGGGAGGAGAAGAUGAGGGUAAUGAGAGAGAAAGGUAAAUUGGGGAAGGGGAUAUACAUAGACAACGACCUAACGAAGAAAGAAAGAGAAAUACAGCGAAGGUUAAGAAGAAUAGCUAGAGCAAAAAGGGAAAAGGGGGAAUACGGAAAAGGGGGAAUACGUAAAAAUAGAUUACAAGAAGCUGAAGAUAGAAGACAGAUGGUACAGGUGGAACGAAAGCGAAAAGAAACUAGAGGAAGAAAGAAGGAGAGAGGCGAGAGGAUGAGAUAAGGAGAAAGAAAGGGGGGGGGACAUAAAGGGGUUGAAAAUGUGCUUCUGGAACAUAGCAGGGAUAAUGAACAAGGACAAAGAGGUAUGGGAAUAUUUGAGGACAUUUAACAUAAUCGGCCUCACGGAAACAUGGACAGAGGAAAGCAAAUGGGAAAGGGUAAAGCAUAGACUGCCCAAGGAAUACGACUGGAAAUGCAGGGCAGCAAGGAGAGAAUGGAGAAAGGGAAGGGCAAAAGGGGGUAUAAUAACAGGCGUAAACAAAAAUCUGAGGGAAAUAGAGUAUAAGGAAAUAGGUGACGACAUAGUAGAAAGAAAAAUAAGGUACAAGGAGAAGAUAUAUAGAAUAGUGGUGGUGUAUAACCGGGACAAGAAAAGGACAUGGAAAGAAACGGAAGAAAGAGUAGAGGGGAGGGAAGAGGAAGUGACGAUCAUAGGAGGAGACUGGAAUGCAAGAACGGGAGAAGAGGGAGGGCUGAUAAACGAGGAACUAGGAAAAGAAAAGAGCAGGAGAUCAAAAGACAAGAAAAUAAGUAUGGAAGGAAGAAUGCUGCUAAGGUUGCUGAAUGAAAGAGGCUGGACGAUAAUUAACGGUCGAGACAAAGAAGGAGACGAGUGGACCUAUGUGGGGGAGAGGGAAAAAUCAGUAAUAGACUACGUGAUUGGCAACCAGGAAGCGAUAGAGGAAAUAACAGACAUGAAGGUAGGAAAAAGAGUAGAGUCCGUUGCCGUUGGAAAUAGAAAUAGAGGGACCAGAGUUACAAAGAGAUGAGGAAAGAAAAGAGGAAGAGAAGGAGAGAAGGGAAUGGACAAAAGAAAGUGUGGGAAGAUAUUUAGAGGAGUGCAAAGACUGGAUAAGCAGAGGAAGAACAGUAGAGGAAAUGUGGGCAGAAAUUAAGAAGAAGAUAAACGAGGCAAUACCAAAGAAAAGAGUAAGGAUAAGAAAAUGGAGCAUAGGAGAAAAGGUAUGAUACGACAAGGAGUGGAAAGAAAGGAAAAGGGAGAUAAGAAGGAAAAUGACAAAAUUUAGAAAAGGAAAAUGCAGCAGAGAAGAAUUCAUAGAGGAGAAGAAGGCAUUCAAACAGUGGUGUAAACAAAGAAAGGAGAAACAGGAAGAGGAAGAGAUGGAGAAAAUCAACAAGAUCAAAACAGAGCAAGAAGCAU
Bombus huntii is the source of this 1506-nucleotide messenger RNA. RefSeq lists its product as uncharacterized. Bases 383 to 1114 code for a protein of 243 amino acids. The transcript is spliced from 2 exons. The record is from RefSeq and is a predicted model, not a curated record. Lineage: Eukaryota; Metazoa; Arthropoda; Insecta; Hymenoptera; Apidae.